AUGGUGGCCGCUCCAUCCCGUCCGUUUGACUAUCUCGAAGGCCUCCCUGGGACGGUCUUCUACAAGCUUUACCAGCAGCCCUCUACAGCACUCGCUAUUUUCAGGCGCAUGUUGCCCGACCUUGCAAAAUGUUUUGUUAUGGCGCUUCUUUACCUCAGGGAUCCCCUCCCCGCAGCGGAUCUAGAGACCUGGGUAAAAUCCGAGAGCUUGAAGGAACGUGACAAUGCGCUUUCGAUAUUGGGACGAUUACAUAUUCUAUCAAAUACGGUGACGGCGGACAAUGUUCGAGCCUACAUGGUCACCAAUCCAUUCUCCUCCUCCCUCCGACAAGCUCUCACGGGAGGUGAACAGACGCAAUCAUUUGGCGUUCUUUCGCAUGUCUCUUCCGGGCCGACUGUGUCAAUAGCCGAUAUGGACGAGUAUGCCCGUCGGCAAUGGGAGGGGGUGCUAGGGUACAUGGUGGGAACUAGUGGGCUAGGGAUUCAGCGUGAUGUGAAUCUAAGCAAAGGUGUGAAACAAUUGUUACAGGCUGGACAUCUUGUCGAGAUCAAAGAUCGUCGUGUGGAAAUAACCCAAGACGGGUUCGCAUUUGUCUUGCAGGAUGUGAGCACCCAGGUUUGGCAUAUUCUCAUCCUCUACGUUGAAAGCGCAGAAGCCAUCGGAAUGGAUAGCGUGGAGGUCCUAUCCUUUAUUUUUCUCCUUAGCAGCCUGGAGCUGGGGAAGGCUUAUCAAAAGGAACACCUGACAUCCUUUCAACUUCGGACAUUGACCGAUCUGGCCGACUUUGGUAUUGUCUAUCAAGACUCGCCCGAGGCCAACCACUUCUACCCCACGCGUCUCGCGACCACUCUUACCUCCGACUCCAGCGCUCUGAGCAAUCCCAUCUCGGGCUCCCUCUCCGGGCCCACCGGCACCCCCUCUAGCAAGGCUGGCUCUGGCUUCAUCAUUAUUGAAACGAACUAUCGGCUGUAUGCCUACACCUCCUCACCGCUGCAAAUCUCUCUCAUUGCACUCUUCACCACCCUGAAAUACCGGUUUCCCAAUCUAAUCACCGGCAAAAUCACCCGCCAGUCCGUGCGUCGGGCCAUCGAGAUGGGAAUCACUGCCGACCAAAUAAUUUCCUACUUGUCCACGCAUGCACACCCGCAGAUGCGCAAACAUAAUGCGUCUCGGUCCACGUCAAACCAGGCCGGUAUUCCUUCCGUCCUGCCGCCCACCGUGGUGGACCAGAUCCGGCUUUGGCAACUGGAAAGAGAUCGUGUUAAAGCCACGCCCGGGUUUCUAUUCAAGGAUUUCGUCAGUCUGGCUGAGUACGAAUCCCCGUGUCGUUACGCCGAGGAGAUCGGGGUUCUGGUGUGGAAGUCCGAUCGGAAACGCAUGUUUUUCGUCACCAGACAUGAGCAAGUGGCGGCAUUUUUGAGGAGUAGAAAAUGA
Aspergillus affinis is the source of this 1434-nucleotide messenger RNA. Its product is annotated as TFIIH/NER complex subunit TFB2. Bases 1 to 1434 code for a protein of 477 amino acids. NCBI's taxonomy places the organism in Eukaryota, Fungi, Ascomycota, Eurotiomycetes, Eurotiales, Aspergillaceae. The record is from RefSeq and is a predicted model, not a curated record. Gene Ontology annotation, cellular component: transcription factor TFIIH core complex; transcription factor TFIIH holo complex. The transcript has 3 exons. Gene Ontology annotation, molecular function: double-stranded DNA binding; ATPase activator activity. Gene Ontology annotation, biological process: nucleotide-excision repair.